Messenger RNA from Lineus longissimus, 1298 nucleotides. Its product is annotated as 3-beta-hydroxysteroid-Delta(8),Delta(7)-isomerase-like. Gene Ontology annotation, molecular function: C-8 sterol isomerase activity; steroid Delta-isomerase activity; cholestenol delta-isomerase activity. Gene Ontology annotation, cellular component: endoplasmic reticulum; membrane. Lineage: Eukaryota; Metazoa; Nemertea; Pilidiophora; Heteronemertea; Lineidae. Gene Ontology annotation, biological process: cholesterol biosynthetic process. Bases 35 to 739 code for a protein of 234 amino acids. The record is from RefSeq and is a predicted model, not a curated record. The transcript has 3 exons.
GCAAGCCCUCAAGCUGGUGUCCUCUGAAAAAGCCAUGGAAACUCCAAAUUUAAGCCGUCAACAUCCGUAUUUUCCCAUCGAUUUGGACCUUCCCCAUUACGAGGAGAACACUAAAGAUGUCCUUGAAAUACUUGCCAUCUUUGGGGUGGUGGUUGUGGUCACUAUGACGGCUACGUGGUGGUAUGUCAGUGGGAUCAAACGUCCUAAGUUCUCAUUUUUGGACAAGCUGAAGUUGUGUUGGUUUGUCUCCUGUGUUUUGAUCCACAUCGUCAUUGAAGGGUAUUUCAGCCUGAACCACCGAACCCUUGCUGGCAGUCAGACGUUCCUGGCUCAGUUGUGGAAAGAAUAUGGGAAAAGUGACAGUCGCUAUAUCAGUUCUGACAACUUCACAGUCUCCAUGGAAACAAUCACAGCAUUCGUCGACGGCCCGCUGUGUCUUCUCACCGCACUCGCUUUCAUCAAGAAUCGCCCCGACCGCUAUGUCUUCCAGCUAAUUGUCUCCAUGAUGCAGCUCUAUGGCGAUGUCCUCUACUUCAUGACCGAAUGCAGGGACGAUUUCCAACACGGCGAACUCUGGCACCCAUUAUAUUUCUGGUUUUACUUUGUAUUUAUGAAUAUCUGGUGGAUCAUAGUGCCAAUUUUGUGUAUUAUUCAGUCUUACAAUAGAAUGUGUUGUGCUCAGAACAAGACUGAUGCCAUGGUUACGAAGGUUAGCAUUAGUAGCAAAAAGAGACAUUAACUAAUUGAUUUUGGUAAGAAAAAACCUGAUGCUCCUGCGAGAUAAUUUUUUUUUAUCUAAAUGUGCUCAUACUGAACAUUUGCCAUCAAAUUAAAGUCAUCUUGUAGCGGUCGUUGGUUGUGACGCAAAGGAUUGCAGUGAUCAAAAGAUAAGGAUUGAUGUUUUUUCCAUUAAAAACAUUGAUAUCCUUGAUACAUAGACCUUUUUCAUCAGUGGACAACCCACUACAAUAUAUCCAGCCAAAUCUAAGUCAGUAUGUUAGAGUCAAUCUAUAGAUUGUGCCACCUCAUUUAAAUUCCAUUUUAUUUUGAAUCUGUCAUUGUGUUAUGUAGAGGGUGUUCCAAUCUACAUGUCUGGUCUCAUCAAAUAAUGGUAUGGGACGGGGGGCAACUUGGUUGUUAUUUUGAUGAACAUUUUGAUCUCAUGAUUCUUGAAAGCAUUUUGCUUUGUUCUGUUGUAGAUAGUAUUCUCUUGAUAUUGAUCUACUAUGAUGAUUGCUUUUAUAAUAUUACUAUUGUCAGAAUGUCACUUUAUAAUAAUAUACGAAAUUUAUCACUAA